Molecule: messenger RNA, 1246 nt
Organism: Dimorphilus gyrociliatus
Lineage: Eukaryota; Metazoa; Annelida; Polychaeta; Dinophilidae
Source: the annotation of a GenBank genome assembly
GAUGUUGCUACGUGAGUUCUAUCGAGCAGACGACAAAAAGAAAGUCCAGCGAAUAUUCAUCGGAAAUGCAUUAUCGUUAUUGUUUAUAUGGGGUAUAUUCUACUCUAGAAGAAGAUGUUUCGGUUCUUGUCUGUCUGGAACUCUCACUGAUAGUAAAUUGGACAAAUACAAUUUGUUAGAAAAUGAAGAAUACGUUUUAGUAUUCCUUCAUAUUCAAAAAACUGGUGGUAGCUAUUUCGGGAGGCAGUUAGUUAAGAGUUUAUUGAUGAGGAAACCUUGCAAAUGCGUUCCUGGAAGGAAACGAUGUAGCUGUCUACAUAAAGGAAACAAUUGGAUAUUUAGUAGAUUUUCCACAGGUUGGGCUUGUGGUUUACAUGCAGAUUGGACGGAAUUACAUGAAUGUAUUGAUAAGAAGAUGAAUAGAAUAGAGAGAAAAAGGAGAAAGAGAAGACCUCUUCAUCCUAAUAUUAGAUAUCUCUACAUAACGAACAUUAGAGAGCCUGUUAAGAGAUACUUAAGCGAGUGGAAGCAUACUCAACGAGGAGCUACGUGGAAAGAAGCUACACUCUCGUGUCAGGGAAAGAAAUAUAGAAAUUUAAUACCUAAAUGCUAUAAAGGUCAAAAUUGGAAACGUGCAAGCUUAAAAGAAUUCUGCUCCUGUCCUUAUAAUCUUGCAAAUAAUAGACAAACCCGUAUGCUGUCAAAUCUCUCUCUAAUUGAAUGCUAUAACUCAUCUUUACCAGUUAACGUUCAAGAAGAGAUUAUGUAUAAUUCAGCAAAGAAGAAUUUGCAAGAGUUAGCUUUUUUCGCUCUAACAGAAUAUCUGGUUGAAUCGCAAUUUUUAUUUGAAAGAACUUUUAAGACCAAGUUUUUAAUUAAUUUUGUUACCAGCAACGAAACUAAAGCGGAUACAAUUGAACUUUCAAAAGGAGAGUUAAGACUUGUUCGUCUGGUUAAUAAACUGGAUGUAAAACUGUAUAAAUUUGCAAAAAAACUAUUUUUUAAACGAUAUAAUGCAGCUAAAAAAGACUAUUUUGAUGAAAUGGGAUUCGAAUAUCAGUCAGAGAAAGAUAUUAUUAAUAACACAGCAUUAGAAGAUAUAUUAGAAACAGCUACCGAUGAAGACAUAAAGAAUAUUAAAAAGAAUGGUCUUUCCUUGCUCAAAAGUACAAAUAAAAUCUUAAAAAUUUCAAAUAAAACAAAGAUCACAUUGAGAGCCUUAUCUAAAAAAUCAUCUCUCAAAUGA